UAUCUUUGCGCAUGCGUUCCGGUUACGUGUUGCGCGGUCACAGUCGGAACCAAUAUGGUGGUAUUUGAUUCUGUCGGAGAUGACGUAAAGCCGCACAGAAAUACGUUGUGUCCUAGGUAACCAGUACCUUCACUACCUGAAAAAAUGGAUGUUCAAGAACGAAGUGUGCAGAGCUGCGGAGAGAACAUUGUAGAAAUGGCUGACAUGGAAGACGAAACAUUUGCCAUUUCCAGUUCCUCUGCUGCAGACACUGCGUUCGACUCUGUAAUUGGAUGCAUAGAGGACAUCAUCAUGGAGGAGGAGUUCCAGCAGCUGCAGAGGAGCUUCAUGGAGAAACACUACCUGGAGUUUGAUAACACUGAAGAGAACAAACUCAGCUACACGCCCAUCUUCAAUAACUAUGUAGAACUGUUGGAGAAAUACGUGGAGCAGCAGCUGAUCAGGCGGAUCCCUGGCUUCAACAUGAGCACCUUCAUAGAGCUUCUCAUGCAGCACAAAGAGGAGGUGUCAGGUGACAUAGUGGACGUACUGCUGUCUUUUAUUGACUUCAUGGCCUUCAAGGAGAUGGUGCUGCAAUACAAAGUGGAGAAGGAAGGACGAAGUCUGGACCUUAGCCAAGGCCUGGUGAUCACACCUUUGACCCCUGCAAGCUCCAACUACUCUGGAUGCAAUCAGUCACAGUGACAAACACACACACACGCACAAUCAAUAGACACAAGUACGCCUCAUUUGAUCAAUACCGUUGUUGUUGAUUGAAGUAGUCAUCAUCCAGUCUGGCAGACAAGACAACCACUGACACUGAUGGACAAUUUCCAAUCUGCAGUUAACCUCAACAUACAUGCUUUUGGAUUGUACCACGCACACAAGCACAGGGAGAGCAUGCGAACCCACACACGGAAACGUUUCUUGCCGAUGCAUUGCCGUCUAGAUCUCGAUUUGGAUGGACAAUGCAUGCGACAGUAGCCUCAUUGUGUCAUCACACUCAUCUUAAUUCACCAGUGACUUCAGCAGGGCUCUUUGGGGAGUACAAACUCACUACUUUUAUUACUAAGACUUUUGUUGGGUUGCACACAUAUAUAAAAUUAGAAAAAAACAACUUUAGAUGUAAUAUUCAGUUAGCCUAAAUGUUUGGACUUUGUGACUAAACAAGACAUUUUUCUAAUUGUUUGGAGUGAGUGUUGUGCCCGUGAUAGUGAUUUUUUUUAAAUGUGUAAAUAGUGAAUUGUAUAGUGUAUAUUUGUCAAUAAUGAAACAUUGUGUACUGUUGUCCAGUUAUUUUCUAAUAAACAGGUGAAAGCCUGAAAUCCCCCCCAGUACUUUUAUUAGUUUUGUUUUAUUAAGCCCCUUUCUCUACCCUGGAAU
Messenger RNA from Dunckerocampus dactyliophorus (ringed pipefish), 1362 nucleotides. RefSeq names its product ADP-ribosylation factor-like 2 binding protein (gene arl2bp). NCBI's taxonomy places the organism in Eukaryota, Metazoa, Chordata, Actinopteri, Syngnathiformes, Syngnathidae. The record is from RefSeq and is a predicted model, not a curated record. Gene Ontology annotation, cellular component: mitochondrial intermembrane space. Gene Ontology annotation, biological process: positive regulation of tyrosine phosphorylation of STAT protein; maintenance of protein location in nucleus. The transcript is spliced from 7 exons. Bases 145 to 684 code for a protein of 179 amino acids.